AGAAUUAUUUUAGCUUUAAUUAUUUGUUCAAUUUUAGUUUGUAAAGUUGUUAUUGCUGGCACUGGUAUUGAUAUCAGUUCACCAACUUCAAAAACUGUAACUUCUACCCAAUGGAGUUGUUUAGCCAAACAAAAUACCAAGGCUAUCAUUCAAGUUUGGUCUGGUGGUUAUGGUUAUAACACUAAUAUUGCUUCAUCAGUUUCCGCCGCUAAAUCCGCCGGUAUUCAAACUGUUGAUCUUUAUGCCUUCUUAUGUUCACAAUGUAGCGGUAAUAGUCCAUCAUCAUCAGCCAUUAAAACACUUGUAAGCAAUCUUCGUAGUCAAAAUGUUGAAUUUGGUACCUUAUGGAUUGAUGUUGAACAAUGUUCAAAUUGUUGGGGUUCCACCUCAACCAAUGCUCAAUUUGUAGUUGAAGCAGUUCAAACUGCUCAACAAUUAGGUGUUAGUGUUGGUGUAUACUCAAGUAUCGGUGAAUGGAGUCAAACCGUCGGCUCAUUAAAUAGUUUAUCAAGUUUCCCAUUAUGGUAUGCUCAUUAUGAUAAUGUACCAGCUUUUUCAGAUUCAUCAUUCUACCAAUUUGGCUCAUGGUCAUCACCAGCUAUGAAACAAUAUGCUGGUAAUACCCAACAAUGUGGUGUUUCAGUAGAUUUAGACUUUUUCCAAGGUGGUGGUAAAUCAUCAACUACCGGUGGUUCAUCAAGUGGUCAUCACUCUGGCUCAUCAAAUUCAGAAUCAUCAGAAUCAUCAGAAUCAAGCGGUAAAGGUUCAUCAUCAAUGAGCGGUUCAUCAAAUUCAGAUUCAAAUUCACAAUCAGGUAGCUCACAAUCAGAUUCAAAUUCACAAUCAGGUUCACAAUCAGGUUCACAAUCAGAUUCAAACUCACAAUCAGGUAGC
Molecule: messenger RNA, 894 nt
Organism: Dictyostelium purpureum
Lineage: Eukaryota; Evosea; Eumycetozoa; Dictyosteliales; Dictyosteliaceae
Exons: 5
Biological process (GO): cell wall macromolecule catabolic process; signal transduction; peptidoglycan catabolic process
Molecular function (GO): lysozyme activity
Source: RefSeq, a predicted model, not a curated record